Messenger RNA from Corticium candelabrum, 647 nucleotides. RefSeq names its product lysM and putative peptidoglycan-binding domain-containing protein 2-like. The transcript has 3 exons. NCBI's taxonomy places the organism in Eukaryota, Metazoa, Porifera, Homoscleromorpha, Homosclerophorida, Plakinidae. The coding region runs from base 15 to 647 and encodes 210 amino acids. The record is from RefSeq and is a predicted model, not a curated record.
UACCCGAUCAGGCGAUGUCUCAAAAGUCGUUGUUUUCCGAAGUGAACAGAACAUCUAGAACGUCGUACGGCAGUACGAGAGGUCAAUAUCCUCCCGUAGCCGAUCGUCACGGCGCCGUCGAGCACGAACUCGAGCCGGGAGACAAUUUAGCGGGAUUGUCAUUGAAAUAUGGCGUCACGGUUGAAGACAUCAAACGCGUCAACAAAAUAUUUACCAACGAGAGUAUAUUUGUAAGGAAGACGGUACUCAUACCGAGAUCAAGAGAGAGUCUGUCAAAAUCGAGUUCUCCCGCUGCGUUUCGAAAAUCGACUGAAAUAAUGUCGGACGAUCGACUGGAUGUGAACUCUUUUCUCGCCAACAUUGAUCGACAGUUAGAGGAGACGAAGGAGGCGGUGAACAAGUUGGAAGCUUCCGGAAGUCAACUACUCGUCGCGCUUGGAUUAGACACAAACGAAUCAUCAGCAACAUCAUCGAGUCACGAAUUCUCUUCACUUCCAGCAAGAGUCAGUCCUCCCCGAUUCCAUCGCACGGAACUUGACCAAACGAAUCAGAUUCAACUCUCAAACGGACACAACAGGAAGAAGAAGAAGAAGAAGAAGACAGCGAUGACAAAUUGGGAGACAGAAGACGAUAUAUUCGAGUUAUGA